Messenger RNA from Gasterosteus aculeatus aculeatus (three-spined stickleback), 4899 nucleotides. It is a transcript of the gene znf281a, whose product is annotated as zinc finger protein 281a. The record is from RefSeq and is a predicted model, not a curated record. Gene Ontology annotation, molecular function: RNA polymerase II cis-regulatory region sequence-specific DNA binding; DNA-binding transcription factor activity, RNA polymerase II-specific. Gene Ontology annotation, biological process: regulation of transcription by RNA polymerase II. Lineage: Eukaryota; Metazoa; Chordata; Actinopteri; Perciformes; Gasterosteidae.
CUCUUCGGGACGCGUCCGCCGGCAGGACCCAGAAUCCUCUGCGCCGAGGCAAGAUGGAAGAACCCAGCAGCUGCGGGAGAACAAUGUUUUGGCUUUAGAUAUCGCAACGUACAGCCGAGGGUGAACCACACGAGCCACGGCAGCGGGUCAUGGUCCUGCACUGGAUGACACUAAUUGCCAACCCAUAGUUUUCCUGCCCGCCGGCAUCCAUCAUGAACAUCAUUCAAGACAAACUGGGCAAUGAAUACCUGCGCUCCAACGGGAGCAUGGACUCCAAUUUUGGCUCCGGCAUGAUAAUGUUCAGCCACCUCCCUCCAGUGACCAGUUUCACCCGGCUGGCCGCCCACUCUGUCAUGCAGGACGUUAAUCCUCAAGAAAUGGUCUUGAAGAAGGAACGCGAGUCGCCUGACUGCAGCAUGGGUUACCAGGGUGGCCGCAUGGGCUGCACGGGCCCGGGAGACUAUGUUCACCCCAUGGGUAUCAAGCAGGAGAAGCUGUCGGAGCACGAUUACCGCCUGCCGGUUUACCCCGGAGGGCUGGGGAAGAGCACUGAGCUGCUGGAGGUGACUGUCAGCAACAACCAGAACCUGCUGGUGCAUGACCUCAACAUGGCUAACCUGCCGGGUCAGUUAGGAAAAGAGCCCACAGGGAGAAAGGGUCGUAGGUCAAAUGGUGAUGGACAGGAGGGUAAACCAAGAAAGAAGAGAAGCGAGGCAAAGCAAUCAAUGAUGCUGGAUGCAGAUGGCUGCCUGUCGCCGGGAACAAAGCCCCACAUCUGUGAGCACUGCGCCGCAUCCUUCAGAAGCUCCUAUCACUUGCGCAGACACGUUCUCAUCCACACAGGUGAAAGACCCUUCAGAUGCAAUCAGUGCAACAUGAGUUUCAUUCAGAAAUACCUUCUUCAGCGACACGAGAAAAUCCACAGCGGAGAGAAGCCAUUCAGCUGUGACCAGUGUAACAUGCGGUUCAUUCAGAAGUACCACAUGGAGAGGCACAAGAGGACUCACAGCGGAGAAAAGCCGUACAGAUGUGAGACCUGCCAACAGUAUUUUUCUAGGACCGACCGACUGCUGAAGCACAAGCGGACCUGCGGAGAUCCCAUAAAGAAGGGGCUGGAUCCUGGCAUGAUGGACCUCGGUUGUGUAGGCUUGGGAAAUGGCAGCUAUGGAAUCACUCAGGGAAAUGCUGGGAGAAAGAGGGGGAGGUCCAAAAACUCCGGAGAGGGGGGGGGGCGCAAGAAGAAGGGGGACGGAGGAGGGUUGAGGGUACCGCAUAUUCGCGGGAACGUGCCUGAAGGCUACAGCAUCCACGAUUACUCGAUGGAGAAUCAUACCGUGUCCUCCUCCACUGAGCCGGGAUCCAGCAUGCAGCAGGGCCACCAGGGCCGGUCCCCAAAGAUGGCCUUCAAGAAGGCCAACCGCAAGAGCCUGGAUAAAGCGGCCCCGGGACAGCCCAAAGCGGGCUCGUUGGAGCAGAGCGAUGGCAUGGACGGCCUGGGCCUCCUGCACGCUAACGGGUCUAAAGGAGCGCCCGCCACCAGCACCAGCAACUACGACGACGCCAUGCAGUUCCUCAAAAAGCGGCGCUACCUUAACGCGGCCAACGGUGCAAACCCAUCGGGGCCCGGGGUGGGCGGAGGAGCCGGCGGCGAAUACGACGUCGGUCACUUGUCCUCCCACCACGCGGUCAUUCAGGGCGUCGUUUCCAGCGUGCUGGACAGCGACGCGGCGCUCAGCCUCGACAAGUCCGGCAUCCCGGACGAGGUGCUGCAGAGCCUCCUCGACCACUACGCCCAGAAACCCGACGGCUCGCACCACGACGUCCACUUUGACAUCAGCGACCAUCCCGUGGAGCUUCACCACGGCGCGGUGGACUGCUCUGACAUCGGCCACAACCCCGGCGCCUCCAGCCCGUCCGGAGACAAGACCGUCAUGAUGCACGAGUACUCUCGCUUCCUGCUGCAGGCUCUGGAGCGCACCAGCCACAGUGCCGGCUUCCCGCUGGGCCUCGGGUCCGCCGCCUCCGGGCCGUUCACCAGCUCCCAGGGAAACCCCCUCUACGCUGACAAGAACAUUUACACUACGUCCCCGAUGGAGUGCGGGUUCGGCCAGUCUGUGGCCUCGCCUUCGCUGCCCUCCUCUGUGCCAAAGUCUCACUUUGCGAUGCUGACGGGAUCCUCGCCGCAGCACAGCUUCCACCUGAGCGGCCUUGAGGCCUCCACACACCAGCAGCUCACCCCUUCUCAGGAGCUCACUGACCAGAUGGAGAAGCGGCACUCCUCCACUCCCCCGUCCUCCUACCAGAUUAGCCCGUCUGACCUGAGCACCCAGAAGGACCAAGCUCCGCUCAAGAACGGCACGGUGGUCUACGCGCUGGCCCCCUCGCAGGAUUUGGCCUCUCUGGACUCCUCCAAGCCUUCGUACCAGAUAGAAAACUUUGCCCAGGCCUUUGGCUCCCAGUUCAAGUCAGAAGGGCGUGGCCUGUCUUAUGGCGCUGACUCGAGCGGGGAGGUGGAUCACAGAAUACGGACGCCUGUGUCUGAAUUCUCAGGGUAUAGUAGUUUGUUAGCCGAUGUCAAUGAGCCGGUAAGUACAGGUUCCAAAACUACAACAAGCCAAAGCUACAGAUGAGAGAACACUCGUUAAAUUUGGUGUUCUCCUUUAAUUUUAGUGCUCCUAUUUUAUUAAUAUUAUUGUUAUUAUUAUGUUUAAUUUUAUUAUUAUAAUAAUGCUGGUUUUGUGCCCUCUCCUCUCCCCACAAUAAGCCCACAUGGCUUCCUGCAAAUGCAAUUUUUUAAAUUCUGUUUAUUUUAAGUUAAAUGUGUAUUUACUGUUUGUUCUUGUCUUAUUAGUGGCAUUAUGUCUGGUCAUAAUUCAUGAGCUGAAAGUACAUUUUAAAUAAUUAUAGAUUAGUACAUGACCUACUUCUUUUACAAUGAGCUACGGUUUUUGGGCAAUCAACUUUGCAAUUGUAAAACAAUAAUAAAUCAUCACGAUGGCAGGGAAUAGCCCAGAGUUAAAAUGGCAAAAAAGCAAAAAAAUAAUAAAGCUGUCUGCUACAAGGUUUAAAGUAUUACUCAGGAAAAGGUGGAAAAGAGACGUCUACGAGGUGCAGUGAGCGCUCUUUUCAGAAGUUUGUGACUUCCAAGAGGAUUUUUCUUAUGUUUUAUUACUUGUUGAAUGAGUGUGACAUAAACAGACUGCUGCCAGCUCACCUGAGCACUGAAAACACUUUCUACUUGGCUAAAUAGAGAUUAUGGUACUUUCGUGUCAAUGUGAAACUCCUGUUUUCUUAAAUAAGGGCCAUAUAUAUAGAUAUAUAGAUAGAUAUAUCUAUAUAUCUAUAUUUAUAAGAAUAUAUCUUGAUGUAAAAUAGCAGAUUUAAUCAUUCUGGGGAAGUGCCAGUUGAAGUUGAGAAGCAUGAGCGCUGCUUCUGGGGUAAAUGUUGUCUGUGAUAUAUUUUUGGAGAACAAAAAUGAUGUUCAAUGCUUAUCUUUGCCCCCCCCCACCCCCAAUGCCCCGCCCUCUGCUUCUUCCUCGGUUAUAGUUAUUUUAUAGAAUCCAGUUAGCACUUUGAGCCGUUUUCUUACAUUGCCAUGUCUGAUCAAUGAAGCGCAAACAUCAGGAAUGGACUGGCUUUUUGACAGCUGUGUUUGGGUAUAUGCAGAUGUGGUCUCUGGGUGGAGCAUAUUCUGGCUGAAUGAUGUGGAUACCCUUUGUUUGGGCAGCAUGGUUUAUAAGGACACGGGGGGUCAAAGGAGUUGACACAUGAAAGUGGGAUUCUUCAUCAUUUUCUUUCUCCUUUUAGGGAGGGCUUAGAUUUGGUUGGGAGGGUGUUUAAAAAAAUAAAGUACCAUUUACUCGGGAUAAUGUAAAUGUAUUUCAAACCUCUAGUGUUAGUUUUGACUUGUUACUUAGAAGCUUUGCUUUCUUAAUGAAUUUGAUGACAAAUGUGUUAGUGGUCAAGUAUUUUCUUCAGCUGUUACUGAGAGGCAGCCAUAAAUACUGAGCAAAAAGGUGGCUGACCAAAAAGUUGUGUGCGUUUAGGCAUUUCACGUGUGCUGGCAGUACCAAGCGUUAUGUCUUGUUAGAAUUUGGGUGCCUAUUCCUGUGAAGUGCAGGCUGCAAGAUUAUUGUCUAGUAAAUGUUAAAUUUCUUGCGGAUUUUUUUUCUCCAUGUAUUUAUGUACAAUUCUUUCGUAAAGCCAACAAUAAGUACGCUGUCUUCCUACAACUGGCCUUGAGUGCUAGAAAAUGAUAUCGCUCUGCUGAAUGAGUGCUUGAACCCCUUUACACCCCGACGGCCUGUUUUCAGCAAUCAUUAAACACGGCAGAGUGAACGCGAUGCGUGACGUCUGCAGUAACGUGUCGCCGUGCUGAACGGCGGAGGCGUUAAAAGGGAUUUGCCUUGCGUAUACCUCAUAUCAUAGUGAACCAGGAUAAAGGAGUGAAGGUUUGAUGUAUGUAGCAGAGCUGCUGCUGUAUGUAUGGAGGGGAUAAAAAAAGAUGUCAUGUUUCUGUGCGACUAGCUUAGUGUACAUGCCAUUUAUGUGACCCACUAAGACUUACGGGUUAAAGUAAAUGUCUUAUGCCAGCCAGUGUUCAUCUCUCCAGUUUGACCGAUAUCCAGAUCUAAUUAGCCAUAUUGUUUCAAUAUGCUUAUUGUUUACAAAGAAAAUGUACAAAACACUAAAUCUUAUUCUGACCCCUGUAUAAAUUGUAUUUUACUAUAUUACUCCCCUGCCCCCCUCCCUCCCCUUUUUUUUUAUUUUUUUUUUUUUAUUGGCACCACAUUUUGUAGCUGAUCUCCUCCAGCUCCUUGUGACAUGUUUCACAAGACUGUAUUUGUCCAAUGAAUUUAAAACUGAUUAGGAAGAAAACAAUAAAUACUGUUAUCAAGA